UUCUAUAUGGGGAUGCAGAGGGAUGUGUAAACAUAAUACUUAUGACAUCAGUUGGAGAGAUGCUUAGAAAACCUACAGCUGUACUCAAAGGACACUCCGCACCCAUUUGCUAUCUCUACAUUGACACGGGGGAAUCCCAUUUCUUCUCAGUGUCCAUGGACAACACUGUUAAGAUCUGGAAUGCCGAAGAUCAGACAUGCUUGUUCACUGCUCACCCUAGAGCCAGCCUGAUCAGUGGGGAUAUAUCUGCAGCCCUCUAUUCCCCAGCAGUGAAUACACUAUACAUUGCUACAGACUCAGUGGCCAUGUUGUCCCUUAGGACAAGGCCCAAGCCUCAGCCUCGUGUGGUGAUGUCCCACAGUGAGCCAGUGUUGUGCUGUGGCUACAGUAAAGAGUUCAGGCAGGUGGUCAGCUGCACUGAAGGAUCUGUGAGUCGCCUAUUCUCUCUCUCUCUGAACAUCACACUGAACUCCCAAUAUGUCCCUUAA
Molecule: messenger RNA, 488 nt
Organism: Sardina pilchardus (European sardine)
Lineage: Eukaryota; Metazoa; Chordata; Actinopteri; Clupeiformes; Clupeidae
Product: WD repeat-containing protein on Y chromosome-like
Exons: 5
Coding region: 42-488 (148 amino acids)
Molecular function (GO): protein binding
Source: RefSeq, a predicted model, not a curated record